Molecule: messenger RNA, 1323 nt
Organism: Megachile rotundata (alfalfa leafcutting bee)
Lineage: Eukaryota; Metazoa; Arthropoda; Insecta; Hymenoptera; Megachilidae
Gene: epsilonCOP
Product: coatomer subunit epsilon
Biological process (GO): intra-Golgi vesicle-mediated transport; endoplasmic reticulum to Golgi vesicle-mediated transport; retrograde vesicle-mediated transport, Golgi to endoplasmic reticulum
Cellular component (GO): COPI vesicle coat
Molecular function (GO): structural molecule activity; protein binding
Source: RefSeq, a predicted model, not a curated record
ACACUGCUAUCGAAAUGACAAGAUGGCACGUCAGCAGCAAGCAGACGUCGACGAACUUUUUGACGUGAAAAAUCACUUUUAUAUUGGCAAUUAUCAGCAAUGUAUCAACGAAGCGCAAAAAAUCAAGUCAACUUCGCCGGAGGUGGCAAUGGAGCGAGACGUAUUUCUUUACCGUGCUUACAUAGCACAACGGAAAUUUCGUGUUGUACUAGAUGAGAUUAAUAACUCAUCACCGAUGGAUUUGCAACCGCUUAAAAUGUUGGCAGAUUACUUUGCAAAUCCCAGCCGCAGAGAAGCAAUAGUUAUGGAGUUACAAGAGGCAACAAACCGUGCUAAUUAUGAUAAUCAUAACUUCUUGAUCGUUGCUGCAACCAUCUACUAUCAUGAGAAGAAUUUAGAAGCAGCUCUUAGGAUACUUCGCAAUGUUGAUCAUUUAGAAUGUCUAGCUUUAACAUUGCAAAUUUAUUUAAAGAUGGAUCGAUUAGAUCUGGCAAAGAAAGAAUUGAAAACAAUGCAAGAGAAAGAUGACGAUGCUACAUUAACUCAGUUAGCACAAGCAUGGCUUAACAUAAGCAGUGGAGGUGAUAAGUUGCAAGAUGCUUACUAUAUAUUCCAGGAAAUGAUAGAUAAACAUUCCAGUACAAGUAUGUUGUUGAAUGGACAAGCUACUUGUUUCAUCGGGCAAGCAAAGUAUGAAGAAGCUGAAACAGCCUUACAGGAAUCUCUAGACAAAGACAGUAAUAAUCCUGACACUUUAAUCAACAUGAUCGUUCUUUCACAACAUAUGGGAAAACCACCUGAAGUCGCUAAUCGCUAUCUAAGUCAAUUGAAAGAUUCCCAUUUGGAGCAUCCAUUUGUCAAAGAAUACUUACAAAAAGAGAUAGAGUUUCAAAGGCUCAGAAAGCAAUAUUCUUCGUCCGCCUAAAUGUAUUGAAUCAUAGCAUUUUAUGGAUUAAAUUAAACAUGAGUAUUAAGAGUAAUCUAACGAUACUAAUUCUAGAUACCGAGUGCUAUAAGAUUAGAAUGUUUUUGCAGGGUAUAGCGCACUUCUAUAUCGAUCCAUAUUCUUUAUUAUUCUUCAUGGAAGAAUAUUUCUUUUCAUACAGUUUUGUUUAGUGAUUUUAUACAAAGUUAAAACAUUUCACUUUUACAUAAAAUUUCUACAAUAUUUAUGAUUGGCGAAUAAAAUGAUAGACAAGUAAAAGUAUUUACAAUUUUUACACGUAUAAUUAAGGUAUACGACGAUAUGAUAUUCUACGGAAAAAUUACUUAUUUACAUUAUCUACAAUCUUAAUAAAAUAUCUAGAAUAAUUUCAAAAAAAA